Penicillium vulpinum is the source of this 1668-nucleotide messenger RNA. RefSeq names its product MDR family MFS transporter. The transcript has 2 exons. The coding region runs from base 1 to 1668 and encodes 555 amino acids. The record is from RefSeq and is a predicted model, not a curated record. Gene Ontology annotation, molecular function: transmembrane transporter activity. Gene Ontology annotation, biological process: transmembrane transport. NCBI's taxonomy places the organism in Eukaryota, Fungi, Ascomycota, Eurotiomycetes, Eurotiales, Aspergillaceae.
AUGUCGGCGCCGGAAUCUACCACAGAAAAAGCCGUUCCUGGCUAUCCCACCACCACCGCUAGUUCUAGCAAUGGCGAGGAUAUCGCGGUAGACGAGUCCACGAGCGAUGACGAGCCCAAGUAUGUAUCAGGCCUUCGAUUAUGGGCCAUCAUGUGCAUUAUAUUCCUAGCCACGCUGGUAGCCGCCCUAGAUCUGGGUAUCGUCGCCACGGCUAUCCCAGGCAUCACGAGCGACUUCCACAGCCUUGACGACAUCGGCUGGUACAGCGGCACCAUUUUCAUUACUGUCGGCGCGGCCUCUCCCCUGAUUGGCAAGCUGUACAAGUAUUUUUCAGGGCGCUGGGUCUAUCUCGGCAACGUGAUCACGUUCCUGAUCGGCAGCCUCAUCGCCGCCCCGGCCCCAAAUAGUGUUGCCCUGAUUAUCGGGCGCGCUAUACAGGGAAUUGGUGUCGCUGGUGUGCUCGGUGGCUCAGUGCUUAUGAUAACCUACAUUGCUGAACCCAAGCUGCGGCCUAUGAUGAUCGGCGUGUGGACUGGUGUGCUCAUGCUUUCGACCGUCCUUGGCCCCCUGGUCGGCGGGGCCUUCACAACUAACGUGAGCUGGCGGUGGUGCUUUUGGAUCAACCUGCCUAUCGGCGGCCUCAUUAUAGUUAUGGUGCUGCUAUUUUUCCACAUGCCCAAGCACAUCAAGCCCACGCCGGCUACAUGGAAGGUAAUUCUGAAGCAUCUUGACCUCCCAGGAUUUGUUGUUCUACUCGUAUCAGUUGUCCUGUUUACGCAGGCCAUGCAGUGGGGAGGCCAGACCAAGUCAUGGAGUGAUGGCUCCGUCAUCGCUACCCUUGUCAUGUGGAUCGUCUUAACCAUUGCCUUCGUUGGUAUCGAGUGGUUUCAAGGUGAAUACGCCAUGAUCCCAUUGAGAAAUCUCAAGCCACGCCUGUUUUGGACCAACGCCUUGUAUGGCUGGUUCGUGAAUCUUGCCGAUUUCCAGGCCCUCUUCUAUCUUCCAAUAUACUUCCAAUCCAUCCAAGAGCAGUCAGCCAUUACGAGCGGCGUGAACACAAUCCCAUUUGUCGCUCUCUUUGCUCUAGGGUCCCUGACUAGUGGAUUCAUUGUCUCAAAGACAGGUCAUCUGCAGCCUAUGCAGCUCGCCAGUGGGCUGCUAGCUACUGCCGGUGCCGCCUUGCUUUACACCAUGGAUGUCAACUCUGACAAGGGCCGUUACAUCGGGCCUCAGAUACUCCUAGGUUUCGGUAUCGGACUCGGAAACCAGAUUCCUAUGACAGCCUAUCAGUUCUUCUCCACGCCCGAAAACGUCCAGGAGAAUACUGGUAUCAUGCUCAUGACUAACGGCAUGAGCGGUGCCUUCUUUGUCACGGCGGCGUCGUGCAUUUUUACCAACCGAAUGCUGCAGACGGUUCUCAGCCUGCGCCCCGAUAUGGACCGGCAGACAAUUCUGCAGACCGGAGCCUCUGAGAUCUAUGCUGUUUUCCACGGCGCCGAUCUGGCCGCGGUGCGCCAGGCAUACAUGGUGGGCAUUAAGGAUGUCUUCGCUUUCUCUAUCGCCGGCGCAGCUUGCACCGCAGUAUUGCCGCUUAUCAUCCCGAGGAAAAAGUUGCCUGGCCAUGAGAAAAAGGAAGUUGAUGCGGAGGAAGCUGAGACGUCUUUAUAA